UACCUUCUUCUGGGGGAAAAUUUAAUCUCAAUGUAAAAAAUUGUGCUCACGUUGAGCAGCCAAGAAGAGGCAAAAGAUACACCAGUCUUGGAGAAUUUCUUGAUGCUGAAUUUUUUCUUUUCAAUGGAUUAAUGGACCGCCCUGCAGAUAAUAAUCCUGCGUAGAGAGUGGUUUAGAAAAAUAAUAGAGGAAAACUCGGUUUCUGUUUUUCUUCUUUGGAGUGAAUAAUAGUGACGAAAUUUGAAUUAAUGCAAGAGUGCAAGAAGUAUUAGAGGAAUUGUACACAUAUAAAAUAGUGUUUUAAAUUGUGUUUGUAUUGUAAAAAUCCUUGAAGUAGCCGCCGAAGAAGCGAGUGAUUGCAUAUUAUAAAGUGAAAAGCUCCAAAGUAAGUGGUGCGAGAGUAAUUUUCUGCACUGAUUUUCAUAUACUCUUGUGGUGUAGCAAUUUGAGUUGUUGCAUUUUUCGUAUCAAUUGUGUACUGUGUGGAAUUGUUAUGCAACAAUAUCUGCAUUGGUGACUUGGCAGCACCAUCUCUAAAGUGGAAAUACCUGAAGGAAUUCACGGUCUGUGCAGUGGGUAAAAAAAAUAACAAAGAAGUUCCUGAAAGUAAUCUGGCUAAUUCUUAACAGUGAGUGAAUAUCAGGGAGACAACUGAAAAUUCUUUGUGACGCGCGUAGAAUCAUGCAAUUCCUUGCAAUUGGAAGCAGAUUCAACGGGAGUCCGAGAGAAUAUUAAAACUUACAUCACGAGUGUGUUAAUGUGAAAGUUAAGUGUACGAAAGACUUGGCGCUUUUAGUAAUACACCAUCAAACCGAGCCGAUCUACUGGUGACAACACACUGCACUGGUCCUCAGCUGAAUCGCAUACAUUCGGAGUGUGCAGAGAGCAAUGGAGAGAUUGUGGCGAUGGCUGCUGAUGCUUACAAUUUUAGCGGCUUUUUUAGCCAUUCACACAGAUGCCGUAAAAGCGACUUCCCUCAUCUUCGGCAAAACAUCCACAACGAGUACAGAAAUUCCCCUAGACGAUGAUCCUAGCGCGAAUGGUGAUGAAGGAUCAUCUGGUGCAGAAAAGUCAGAACACAAUUCAACUAAGCCCACUCUAACAGGAAUUCCGCAAAUCGACUACAUUUGGGAUCCUAAUCUCCCCCGAGAAUUAAAUGGGUAUAAUCUCUCCAAUUACCCAUUUCUGAAUUCCGUUCCCGAUCUAGAGGACAUUGAAUUUAAGUGUGAUGGCCUUCAUGAUGGUUUCUAUGCGUCCGUGAAAUACGAUUGUCAGUUAUACCAUCAUUGCCUCUUUGGGAUUCGUUACGAUUUCCUAUGUGCCAACUUCACUGCUUUCGACCAGAAAACCUUUAUCUGCCACUUUGUUUCGGAGGUGGAUUGCAAAAACUCUCCUAAAUACUGGCAUAGGAAUGAUGCUCUGUAUGAAGCAGCUACAACGACUACGCAGAAACCACCUUCAACAACGACUACUACUACUACAACCACAGUGGCUCCUCUUUCACCAACACCUGCUGCACCAGUAAGGCCUCAUGUUCGCCCUGGUAGACCCUAUAGACGUCCUUAUCGUAGGCGGCGUCCACAGGUCGACUACUACUACGAAGACGAUGACUAUGAUGAUGAUUAUUAUGAGGAGAGAAUUAAUCGGCGUCGCAAGCAGAGACCUCGGCCUAGGAGACCAGAUUACGAUGACUAUGAGGAGGGUGAUCGGUAUGAUACCCGUCCAGCUUAUGCUCCCGAAAGAAGUCGAGGAAAGGUCGAAGACGACGAUUAUGAAUAUGACCGUCGAUUCGAGCGUCCUCGCUAUCGACCACGGUAUGAUGAAAAUCGCCGUCCCGCCUACGAUGAUCGUCGUGGGUACACUGACCGUCGCAAUCCCGACGAGGGCCGCUAUAGACCCCUUCAAGACCGUCGCUAUCCAGACGACGAACGCCGGCCAGCUCCAGAACGCCGAAAACCACUCCUUGACCGUCGUCCUGCUCUUAGUGAACCCGCUACGCAACAACGACGCGAAGAGGACAAUGAAAAAGUGAUCAAGAGACCAAUUCAAGAAGAGGCCGUUAAAACUGCUGAAGAAUCAGGCAAAAUACGUCCCAGCGGUAGUGGAGGAAGUAAUCCUUUACUUUUUGCCCCACGUACACCACCUAAAAUUCGACGUCCUGUGCCUAUAAAUGAACGGGAGAAGUAUGAAUACAGCACUACAACUAGCACAAAAGCACCAGAAAUUCAACCGCCAUCUGCUGCAGACGAAUACUAUGAUGAUGAGUAUGAAGAGGAGCCUUUAGUGGAAACUAUACCACCAGCUAAAGUUCAAAAGGAACAAACAACAGAAAAACGAUUACAACCAGCACAACCACAAAUUAAUGAAAGAGUAGAAAACCGACGACCAGCACCUGCAAAAGAGGAACAAUCAAUAGCUCAGCAACCGAGACGUCCACAAGAAUACGAAUACUAUGGAGAUGAAUAUGAUGAACGACCCAAAACCACCUUUAAAAAGCCGGGUGUUACUUUACGAACUUCCACGACGCCUCCUCCAACGCCACCGGUUAGUCAAACCGUGAAAAUCCCUGAAGUUGAGGAGGAAGAAGAAGAGGAUGUGAGGCCCAAACUAACAUCAGACAGAUUCAGUAGUCGUAUUCCCUCAGGUAGUUUUUCGUUUGGUACAGCGCGGUAUAGACCCAAGGAAGAAGCCCCUGAACAAAUUGAGACACCCUUCAGAUCCACACAGAGACCUCUGCAACAUACUGAACAGUUAGAGACGGAAGAACCGCAGUACCGUCAAGCAAACAAAGAGAAAUAUACGCAGGAAGACUUUGAAGAAACGUACGAUGAAAGAGUCAGGAAUCCUCCUCCUUCACAAAAUCAUAACCAAGAAGAUACCGUGGUCAGAGAAGUAACUCGACCAGUGGUACGAGUAGUAAAGAGACCCUUUUUGCCGAGUCGUGGUGGAAAUCCAGUGUUGCCACGGGGACUCCAACCAGUUGGUGUAAACUCCAGAGAAACUGCUACAGAAAGCAGUAUUCCUGUUGACCUAGGGUCUACAGUGUCUGGAGUGCGAAUGCUUGAGCAUAGUCCACCUGUGUUGAGGUAUCCUCACGAACACAAUCAGUCACCACCUAUCUCACACACUCCUCAGAAAUUUACAUACAGUGGUGGUCCACGAACUACACAGGCACCCCAGAUCGAUGUACCUAAGAGCACUCUUGAGGAGAUCUACAAUAGCGACUAUGACGUCACUUUAAAUGACGCACUGAAUCCAACACUCAAACCGAUUGCACCUAGUCGUGCUCCCAAUUUGGGAUAUUCUAUAUCAACUCCAGCAAAAUUAUUAGAGAGAAGCCGGUACAGCAUACCCUACACUGCCUCCGGUGAUGUGCACUAUUCCUCGUCGCAGCUGAGACCAGCCGUUCAGUUGCCAUCCGCCAUUCGGCGCCAGGCGCCGCUCUACUCUGACCAUCGGCCCCAUGUGCCUCUCUAUGAACUUGACUAUUAAAACUUUUAAAGCCCUCUACACACUUUUGGGAGAAAUUUACGUCAGAAUUUAGCAUUUUCAUGUAAAAUCGGUAUCGAAUCACUGACAAAUCGGAAGCGAUUUACUUAAAAAUGCCAAAUUUUGAUGUGUAUUUUUCACAAAAAAAGAGGCCAUAAAAGAGACACAUGGAUAUUAGAUCCAACUUAGCAUAAGGCUUGUACAUAAUUAAAGAAACACAAGUUAUACUCAAUAACACUCCAACGGUGAUAACUAUGUAACGAUAAAAAAUGAUUAAAAAAUUAUGGAUAUAUGUCAAAUUUCUAACAAA
This is a messenger RNA of Phlebotomus papatasi, 3799 nucleotides long. Its product is annotated as titin. Gene Ontology annotation, molecular function: chitin binding. Lineage: Eukaryota; Metazoa; Arthropoda; Insecta; Diptera; Psychodidae. The record is from RefSeq and is a predicted model, not a curated record. Gene Ontology annotation, cellular component: extracellular region. The transcript has 6 exons. Bases 889 to 3492 code for a protein of 867 amino acids.